CCCGGCCGCUGAUUGGCCGGGCCCCGGCGGAGGGCGUGUCGACGGCGGCGGCGUGCGUCUGCCUGUGUGACACAAUUACAACAAGUUUGAGCCGCAGGUCGAAGUUUGAGCUCCGAGGGAACCGCAGCGACUCCGCGACCCGCGCGCUCAGCAGCUUCAUGCGGCAGCUGUCGGUGCAGGAGCCGCCGUGUUUCCACCUGCGAUGACGGCUGUGGAAGCCGCUUCGAAGGGAUCGUUUCCUUGAGGAUUUGGCAACAAUCACGCUUACGCCCCGUUUCAGUCGUGGAAAGGUGCGCGACACUUUCCCGUCUCGUGUCGUUCCGCAGGAGUUGCUCGGUGCCCGUCGACCCUGCUCCCGCUUCUCCCCCAUGAAGUCGUGCGGAGUGUCGCUCCCCGCCGCCGCCUCCUCCUCCGCCGCUGCCCGGAGUCUCGGCGUUGCUGGUAAUGACGAGGAGAAAAUGGCGUCGGGAAAAGCGACCGAAAUCGAAGAGGACUUUCCGAAGCUAACAGCGCAGGAGAAGGAGAGCCUGGCCGGGGCGGACAGUUCACUGUUUGGAUUUCACAGGCUUCAAGAAGAUGGCGCCAGAACGAAGGCCUUGCUGUUAAAGGCUGUUAGCUGCUAUGAUGCCCUCAUCCUGAAAGCAGAGGGGAAAGUGGACCCUGACAUUUUCUGUCAGCUGGGCCACUUCAACCUCCUGCUGGAGGAUUAUCAGAAAGCAUUAUCUGCAUACCAGAGGUACUUCAGUUUACAGUCGGACUACUGGAAGAAUGCUGCCUUUUUAUACGGCCUCGGAAUGGUUUACUUCCAUUUCAACGCUUCUCAGUGGGCGAUCAAGGCGUUCCAGGAGGUGCUCUACAUUGACCCCAGCUUCUCCAGAGCGAAAGAGAUUCAUCUGAGGCUGGGACUCAUGUUUAAAGUCAACACAGACUACGAGUCGAGCUUAAAGCAUUUUCAGCUGGCGUUGAUCGACUCCGAUCUCUGCACUUUGUCCAAAGCUGAAAUUCAGUUUCACAUUGCUCACUUGUAUGAGAUCCAGAAGAAAUAUAGAGCGGCGAAAGAAGCGUAUGAAAGUCUGUUGCAGACGGAAAAUCUUCCUGCGCAGGUGAAGGCGACCACACUGCAACAACUUG
This is a messenger RNA of Paralichthys olivaceus (Japanese flounder), 1131 nucleotides long. Lineage: Eukaryota; Metazoa; Chordata; Actinopteri; Pleuronectiformes; Paralichthyidae. The record is from RefSeq and is a predicted model, not a curated record.